Amoebophrya sp. A120 is the source of this 657-nucleotide messenger RNA. The record is from the annotation of a GenBank genome assembly. Lineage: Eukaryota; Dinophyceae; Syndiniales; Amoebophryaceae.
AUGGAACUGGAAAGGGAAAAAUCUUCAAAAUCUUCACAUAAAAAGGAUAUUCAAGACAAUAAUGAUGUACAACUCGGUAGGACGUCGAUCACUCGCGAGCGUGACGAAAGCAGUGGUACUAGAAGAGAUGCUGGUGCUCCUGCACUUAUUGACCACCACGAGGACGACGGCCCCCAGCACCUGCACAAGCGGUUUUUAUUUCCGCAGCAUCAACUACAUCACGAGCCUCAAAACCAGCAGCAUCGCUUCCAUGAUGUUGAUCUCCUCGUGCCGGCCAACAUCCUGUUUUUCUUCGCGCGGGUCCACGAUGACCCGUUCUACCAGGUGCAGGAGCAGUUCGACCCGGCCACGCAGCAGGCUAAAACCAGUUUUUUCCAGCUUCUCGAAACGGGCCUGAACUUGUUGUUUGAGAGACAGCGGAAACAAACCCUGAUCGCGGACGUUUUUGAGGACCUGCAGCACGCAACGUGGUGCCUAAGUUGGAGCAGCUCCAGCAAGGCCGCGGCGCUCGGGAUCGGCAUUGGAUCUGACGCGGAGAUGGACCUGUUGCACGCGGUAGCGCUGGAUGAUGAGGACCUUAGGGAUAGUACCAGUGAGGAGGAAGCAGAAGUAGAUAACAAGUCGUGCAGCGGAGGUCCCGCUGCACACACUGGGAGG